Hypanus sabinus (Atlantic stingray) is the source of this 1586-nucleotide messenger RNA. It is a transcript of the gene gpx3, whose product is annotated as glutathione peroxidase 3. The record is from RefSeq and is a predicted model, not a curated record. Gene Ontology annotation, biological process: response to oxidative stress. Lineage: Eukaryota; Metazoa; Chordata; Chondrichthyes; Myliobatiformes; Dasyatidae. The transcript is spliced from 5 exons. Gene Ontology annotation, molecular function: glutathione peroxidase activity.
GACAACAUUUGCUGGAAGCUCCGGAGUGAGUGGAUUCAGGCCGUGCUGUGAUAUGCUGACUGCGUGUAUGUAAUGGAGAGAUUCAAGAAGCGAUGGUUUCUCCUCUCCGCCCUGCUUGGAUGUAUCCAGGCAGGAGCCAGCCAGACAUCUCACUGUAAAUCUGUUCCUGGCACCAUCUAUGACUACCAGGCGAUGGCUUUAAAUGGGAGCAGGAACAUCCUUUUAAGUGAAUACACUGGGAAAACUGUGCUGAUCAUCAACGUGGCAACGUUCUGAGGAUUGACACAACAGUACGUUGAUCUGAAUGCACUACACACAGAACUGGAACCGCUUAGAUUCACAAUCCUCGCCUUCCCUUGCAACCAGUUUGGAAAGCAGGAACCAGGAAGGAAUCAGGAGAUAUAUCCCUUGUUGAAGUACGUCCGUCCGGGGAGAGGCUACGUGCCCAACUUCCAGCUGUUCCAGAAGGGUGACGUGAACGGUGAGAACGAGCAGCCCCUGUUCACCUAUCUGAAGAGCUCCUGCCCCCCGGUGGGUGAUAGUUUUGGUGACCCUGACAACCUCUACUGGAAGCCGCUCAAGAUCUCUGACGUCAAGUGGAACUUUGAGAAGUUUCUCAUCGGGCCCGAUGGCAAACCCGUGCAGCGGUGGCACCCCAGAGUGGCCGUCUCCAAGGUCAAGCAGGACAUCGUCCAGUACUUACGCACCGUGCACCAGCUACAACGGGCCAUCUAAACGCUGCCCCACGCACUUUGCCCAUAUCCUUGGACAAUGGUUCAAUUUAGCUCAAUGGGUUUCUACCUCCUCACCUCUUCCACUGCACUGCCUCCUAUCUCCCCACCUCUCCCUUGGUACCUCCCUCCAUCCCACUCUCCCUCUCCUUCCAAACUUCUCUUUCUCCACAGAUCCAUACUUAUUCCCACCCUACUUCGAAUAUCGAUAGGUUCCAAUCCUCUUUCCUUAUUUUCCCCUACAUCUCUCAACCACCUUGCCCUCUCUCCUCUCUCUCCCCUCUCUCAGCCCUCUAUUCCCACCCAUAUAUCCUCUCUCCCCUACAUCCUUCCCCUCCUUCCUCCUUACCCCUUUCUCUUCAUCUCACAUUUCUUCUUCACUCUCCUUUUUCAUUCCACUUGAAGGCCCCUUCGCCCCUUCAACCUCCUCCCUCCCUCCCUCCGCCCUCACACGGUCCAUUACCAUGAACGGCUCGAGAACUGACACGGAGGGGAGUCUCUGGUCACUCCCUCCUCCCCCACAAAGUACCACACUCCCUCGGCCAAAUCGAACCGCUGUCCAAUGCAUGUGGAAAACCUACUUUUCCCCUUGCUUUUCUCUGAGCUCCCGCGGGGCUGGGGAAGGGGGCAGGAAGUUGACGGGAAGACAACAGCAGAAUGACGAUCAGAUCUACAAGCAGCCUUGGCGGCCAGUUCUGGUCCGAGUUUGCGCCGAGUUUGGGUCAGGCUCUUGUGCAUUCGAGCUUCUUGUAACUCCGCGCGGUCUACACUGUCUCUCGGUCUACGAUACCUCCACCCCUCCUGUUGCCAUUGUUCGAAGUUGAUCGAAUUUAACAAUAAAGCACCCUAUUGCCA